Saccostrea cuccullata (small rock oyster) is the source of this 3728-nucleotide messenger RNA. Its product is annotated as Na(+)/citrate cotransporter-like. Lineage: Eukaryota; Metazoa; Mollusca; Bivalvia; Ostreida; Ostreidae. Gene Ontology annotation, biological process: transmembrane transport. Gene Ontology annotation, molecular function: transmembrane transporter activity. The record is from RefSeq and is a predicted model, not a curated record. The transcript has 20 exons. Gene Ontology annotation, cellular component: membrane.
AUAUAUGCCUUGAACUAUCACUGGGAACUUGCACAUGUUUUGAGAUAAGUAUCCCUCAAUGUGCUUUGGACUGUCAUAUAGCAAUAAAGAGUCGUUGGUUUGAAUAAGGUUUAAAAAGUUCGGAACUCUAUUGGCCACGGUGUAAGAAAAAAAAAUCACAGCUGUGUUGUGCAUUUCAGCUAGUAUAAAUUACAUGUAGCGUUAGGUCACAAGCUACUGAGAGGAGGCGAUGCGUGUCGACAGAGAUUGGGAUACAUGCCUAAAUUAACAGUGCGAAUCACGCACUAGUAACAUCUAGUAAACAGAUUAAUGUGGGUCAGUUUUGGGAAUUAAAGAUGCCAGCUGUACGCGCAAAAGUUUGGGGAAUUGUAAAGGACAUUUUGUCGUUUAGGUCCAUCUUGAUUCCCAUUUUGGCCACGUUGCUGCCACUGUCCAUGGUCCUGAACUCCGAGUCCAAGGCGACAAGAUGUGGCUAUACUAUGGUAGUAAUGGCGGUCCUCUGGCUUACGGAAGCCCUGCCUAUUCCGGUCACUGCUCUUAUGCCCAUAUUCAUGCUGCCCAUGCUAGGAGUGUCCACUGCUAAAGAAGUUAGCAGCAGCUAUGUAACGGACACCUCUAUGCUGUUCCUUGGUGGUCUCAUUGUGGCAGUUGCAGUCGAGGAAUGGAAACUGCACGUGAGAAUAGCCCUGACCGUACUCCGAUUUGUUGGCUCUCAGCCAAACCUUUUGAUGUUAGGUCUCAUGUUGCCCACGUGGUUUUUGUCAAUGUGGAUCAGCAACACAGCAGCAGCAGCCAUGAUGAUUCCUAUUGUGAGUGCAGUGACGUCACAGGUUAAGUCGGCCUCCAGAGCAAACCUUGCAGCAGAAAGCCUCGAAAUCCUGGAUGACAUGCUUCUCCUAGAAUCGAAAAGCGACGGAACUUCUGACAUUCAGAAGAGCGAAAGUGCAGUUUCGACUUCCAUAUCAAUGAAAGACGAAAAGGACCAAGAAUUCAAAGUCAAUGACAAAUCUACACCAGUCGACGAGAACAAAACAGAAAACAAGCGAACGAAGAAUACCACAGAAGUUGAUGAACACAACACCAGACUCGGUAAGGCGCUGGCACUGUCUAUUGCCUACGCUGCCAACACCGGCGGCAUCGCCACGCUCACCGGAAGUCCACCUAACCUGGUGUUCAAGGCCGUGGUAGACGAGGCGUUUGCGACGGCGGGUAAAAAGUAUGAUGGUGUGGAAUGGAGUUCAGGGAUAAACUUUACCUCGUGGCUGCUGUUUGCUCUACCUAUCUCCUUCCUUACCCUCCUACUCGGAUGGCUCUGGUUAGAUUUGUUCGUUCUCAGAUGCAGUAAAUCCUGUGAUUGCUUCAAGAAAGAAAAGUCCGCGUUUGAUUUACAGGUGCGAGAAAUUAUAACGAAGGAAUUCAAGGAGUUAGGCAGAAUAACCUUUGCAGAAUGCUUGGUAGGUGUGAUGUUCGGUUGUUUGGCAGUUUUGUGGAUUUUCCGUGAACCACCAAAUAUCUCAGGUUGGGGAGAGCAUUUCAAAGACAGAUUUGUUUCUGAUUCUACGCCAGCCAUGCUGAUUGCUGUAUCUUUGUUCAUUCUUCCAGCCAAAGCUCCCUCUGUAUUCUGUGCCAGAAAACCUGGUGAAAACCGCUAUACCCCUAUUCUGAACUGGGAGAAAACCGUCCAGAAAGUGCCAUGGGGAGUUAUCGUCCUUCUUGGGGGAGGAUUUGCUCUCGCCAAAGCCAGCACACAAUCAGGUCUAUCGAAAUGGUUUGGGGAGAGUCUAGAUUUCCUCUCCGUUUACAGUCCUUUCUUGUUGUGUCUAGUCGUCAGUCUAAUCGUGGCUGCAGUAACAGAAGUGACCAGUAAUACAGCCACGGCAACACUGUUAAUGCCCAUAUUACAAGAGCUGUCCAUCACGGCUGGGCUGAAUCCUCUAUACCUGAUGAUGGCUGCCGCAGUGGCAUGUUCCUUCGCCUUCAUGUUACCAGUGGCUACACCUCCAAGUGCCAUCGUGUUUUCACACGGAUUCCUUACUAUUCCUGAUAUGGCCUCUGCUGGAUUGAUGAUGAACGUCAUUUCAGUGUUUGUUCUUACAUUUGGAAUUAACACGUGGGGAAAGCUUUUGUUUGACUUCGACAAUGUACCAGUGAUAUUCCAGGAAAUAGAAAGAAACACUACAUCGAGUCCAAUGGCACAAAUGUUUGGAGAGGUUGUUGUCAUGAUUCUGUUUGGUAUUCUGGCCUCUCUCUGGAUCUUCCGUGACAUUCCAGGUUUCGGUGGAUGGAAAUGUUAUUUUCUUCAUUACAGAUCAUUUGUUCGUGACUCAACUGCGGCCAUGUUGAUAGCUGUCAUGUUGUUCAUACUACCUGCACAUCUACCGGAAGUUACUUGUUCUAAAAAGUACGAAGGUAAAGACUAACAAUACAUCUACCGUCAGCCGAGAUACCGACCGAUUCUUACUUGGAAAGAGACAGUUGUUAAGAUUCCCUGGGGAGUUAUCAUUCUUUUAGGCGGUGGAUUUGCUUUGGCCUCUGCUACUUCCGCAUCCGGUUUGUCAAAGAAGGUUGGUUGCAGCCUGCGAGUUCUUAACAGCUUUGAACCCUGGGUAAUGAACUUGAUUUUGUCCCUGGCUAUUGCUGGAGCUACAGAAAUCACCAGUAACAGCGCCACAGCCACGAUCCUUAUGCCGAUCAUGGCGGAAUUGGCUGUUAACACAGGGUCUCAUCCUUUGUAUCUGAUGAUAACUGCAGCAGUCGCAUGCUCAUUCGCCUUCAUGCUUCCCGUUGCCACGCCUCCGAACGCCAUUGUAUAUUCUACAGGAUAUAUCAAGAUUCCAGAUAUGGCGUUGGCUGGUCUAAUGAUGAACGCAAUAGCUGUCUUAGUCCUAAAUCUUGGAAUCAACACGUGGGGAAAAGCUCUCUUUGACUUUGACACAAUUCCAGACAUUUUUGGAGGAAACUCCACAAAAAGUUCUUGUGACCCAGUUGUGAGCACCGUGGCUCCCUUAUUGAGCAACUUCACCACGAAUUCCUUCAUUAACAGCACCUUUACCAUGACUACAGAAAGUUUGAAUUCCUCACUGACUGGAUAAGUUGAUCAUUAUCAUUAAUUAAAAUAUAUAGAGACGUAAAGGCAAGUGAUGAUGAUAUGCUCAAUUUUUUUGUGUGUUCUGAAUAAGAGAUAUAACGAGUAUGAUUUCGUGAAUACUGCAUUUACUGCAACGAUAAAUAUACUGCUGCCUGACAUUCAAUAUAGAUUUGUUCUUGCAUUAGAAUUGAAAAUUUAAGAAAUUUUGGGUAGCUUAAUUUUCAUGGUUUUUUUUUACCAUACCCAUUGUCUUUCCUUACUUAAAAUGAGUAUUUUCCAAGAGGAAAGCAAUAAAAACAAUCAAAGCAUUUUUUAAUUAAAAAAUCAGUCUUUAAGAUGAAUAACAACACUAAAAUCUGCCAGUAAGAUAAAAUGUAUGUAAUGAAGUUAAAAAUUUUCAUAAAUGUGCCUUAAUACACUUUCUGGAAAUAUGUGUUCGAGGUAUUACCGGGUAGUAUACUAGUAUUUGUGUGUGAGGGUGUGUGUGUGUGUGAGAGAGAGAGAGAGAGAGAGAGGGUGUGUGUGUGUGUGUGUUUUGUGGCUGUAUUGCUUUUGUAUCUUUUUGUUGUUUUAAAUGCACUUUGAAAAGAACUUUUUAAAAUGAAUAUUUUUGUUAUCAAUCCAAGUGUGUUAUGUGUCU